UAACAACCUGCAUUAUGCAGAUGACACAACCUUGCUUGCUGAAAGUGAGGAGGACUUGAAGCACUUACUAAUGAAGAUCAAAGACCACAGCCUUCAGUAUGGAUUGCACCUCAACAUAAAGAAAACAAAAACCCUCACAACUGGACCAGUGAGCAACAUCAUGAUAAACGGAGAAAAGACUGAAGUUGUCAAGGAUUUCAUUUUACUUGGAUCCACAAUCAACACCCAAGGAAGCGGCAGUCAAGAAAUCAAAAGAUGUGUUGCAUUGGGUAAAUCUGCUGCAAAACACCUCUUUAAACUAUUAAAAAAGCAAAGAUUUCGUCCUCCGCCCUUAGACUCGACUGGUAGCGCAGCCUCCCAGCCUCGUACAGGAGUCGUAUGCGAGAGCCGGUGCUUAGGUAAGGACUCAAGCUUCACUGGAGACAUUCGAGAAAAGGUUGAACAACCACUAUUCCAGAACAGAAAAGGAACUCAUGCAUCAGAAAAGGUGACUAAUAGCCAUACCAAAAGAAUAUGGCUGCACAAAUACCAGAAUCUCAUCAGAUAAAACAGUUUAAGGAAUUUCUUGGAACCUACAAUAAACUUACAGAAACCUGCUUUUUGGACUGUGUUAAAGACUUCACAACAAGAGAAGUGAAACCUGAAGAGAUCAACUGUUCAGAACAUUGCUUACAGAAAUAUUUUAAAAUGACACAAAGAAUAUCCAGGAGAUUUCAGGAAUAUCGUAUUCAGCAGAAUGAGGCUCUGGCAGCCAAAGCAGGACUUCUCGGCCAGCCACGAUGGAGAAAAUCUUCUGGAAGUCCAAAUGAGAUCUCGGGCACCUCAUCAGGGGAGGCCUGGAAGAGCUAUGAGAAAUGUGGGCUGAGCUCUGUGCAGUUUAAUGCACUCUGGCUCCUGGCGCUCCGGGAGGAUGUCUGA
Messenger RNA from Loxodonta africana (African savanna elephant), 918 nucleotides. Its product is annotated as mitochondrial import inner membrane translocase subunit Tim9-like. NCBI's taxonomy places the organism in Eukaryota, Metazoa, Chordata, Mammalia, Proboscidea, Elephantidae. Bases 514 to 918 code for a protein of 134 amino acids. The record is from RefSeq and is a predicted model, not a curated record. The transcript is spliced from 2 exons.